Messenger RNA from Cebus imitator (Panamanian white-faced capuchin), 1504 nucleotides. It is a transcript of the gene NUDT1, whose product is annotated as nudix hydrolase 1. Gene Ontology annotation, biological process: DNA protection. Gene Ontology annotation, molecular function: 8-oxo-7,8-dihydroguanosine triphosphate pyrophosphatase activity. The transcript is spliced from 2 exons. The record is from RefSeq and is a predicted model, not a curated record. NCBI's taxonomy places the organism in Eukaryota, Metazoa, Chordata, Mammalia, Primates, Cebidae. Bases 975 to 1355 code for a protein of 126 amino acids.
CCACUGCACCCGGCUGCAUUUUUAUUUUUUAACCUUAAGCGAUUAAGGGUUAAUGUUUGCAUUUUUUAAGGGAUGUACAGAGGAGAAAGAGCCAAAGGAAAAACACUGAUAUGGUGGCAUUCCUGGGUGAUGAGUUUAUGGUGUUUUGUUUCCUGGUCGUCUACAACAUAUAUGUAAUUUUUAAAGUAUUUUUAAGUUAGCAAUAGCAUUAGAUUACUUCAGGGAGGCCUUCUGGCUCUGUGUGUGGUGAAGCAGAGGGAAAGGCUUGUUCCCAGCCACAGCAGUACUUGGGCACUCCGUGGUAAGGUCAGCCCCUUCAUCUCCUUCAGGAACAGCUGUGGGGAGCAGGUCCCGAGAAUGUGAAGGAAGAGGCUGCAGCAGGAGGCCCAGGGCAUGUGUCCUGCGUGGUCAGCCUGGGGACCAGAGUUAAAACCAGAGCCCCUCCUUUAAGAAAGGGAUCAUAGAAGGCUGUGGUUUCAUCCUGUGUUCUCAGAAAAGUGGCACCAGGCUAGAAAGACAUUUCUUUCAGCAGGCAGGCCCAGCCUAUAGGACCCAGGUUCCCGGAGCAAACGUCCCAGGGCUCCGGCAGCCAUAACUACAGCUGCAUAGGCUCUGAUGCUCAGCCACGGAAAAGUGAGCAACCAGGAAUGAAGGAAGUGGUAUCAGUCCCAACCCUGCUGCCCUCGGGUCUCAAGACCAUGGACAAGUGGCUGGACUCCACUGGGCUGUCACUGGUACACAGAGGACGCUGGACUAGAACUGUGAUCCUCCCACCACUGGCUCCACACCAUCUUCGGGCCCCUACCCAGAGCCUCUCCACCAAACUCAGUGUCUUCAAAGUUCAAGUUGAUUGUGAAGCUCAGGCAGGUCGGGAGCAGCUAAUGCAUUCUGGGUGACAUCUUCUUGGGUUUCCCGUCCACUCCAGUGGCUCCCUGGGCUGUGCAGAUGCCCAGCUCCUCCUCCCCUGCCAUCACAUGGGCAUGGUGGCCUGCCUGACACCCUCCCUCCUCCCUCCCCCGUCCACCUCUGCCCACAGGGAGCUGCAGGAGGAGAGCGGUCUGACAGUGGAUGCGCUGCACAAGGUGGGCCAGAUCGUGUUUGAGUUCGUGGGCGAGCCUGAGCUCAUGGAUGUGCAUGUCUUUUGCACAGACAGCGUCCAGGGAACCCCUGUGGAGAGCGACGAAAUGCGCCCACACUGGUUCCAGCUGGACCAGAUCCCCUUCAAGGACAUGUGGCCAGACGACAGCUACUGGUUUCCACUCCUGCUUCAGAAGAAGAAAUUCCAUGGGUACUUCAAGUUCCAGGGUCAAGACACCAUCCUGGACUACACGCUCCGAGAGGUGGACACAGUCUAGCGGGAGCCCGGGGAGCCCCUGGGCAGGAGACUUGGCUGCUGAACAGCUGCAAACUGUUCACCUGGGCGCAGCAAGUGGAUCAGAGUUGGGUUUUGUCUUUAGUGUGAUUGGACGGAAAGGAAAAUAAAGGUCUUCAACCUUUUUUUUUU